This is a messenger RNA of Lymnaea stagnalis (great pond snail), 847 nucleotides long. NCBI's taxonomy places the organism in Eukaryota, Metazoa, Mollusca, Gastropoda, Lymnaeidae. The record is from the annotation of a GenBank genome assembly.
CUCGUCGACGCCCCCGCCGUGUCAAGUUUGACUACGCUCGGGGGAGAACUUUGAUCCAGGCGCGGCCGCCCUCGGCGGCAGCAAACACGACCUGAAUAACACUCUGAACGUCAGCGCCGUGGUCUACAACCUGAACGACGUGCGGCGGCCUCACGGUCUUGGGGGCUCCGUCAGUGCUCUCCUCAACGGCAGUGUUCCUUCAGGGGAAAUUCACCCUCGUCAUGAAAUCGCGAGCUCGGUUAAUAACGAACUCAACGAGAAGUCGGCCAUUGUUAUACUCGCUAACGGAGGUGGGAGGACAUCGUCAGCCCUCGUUUCCAAGAGCCCGAGCACCGCUUCCGGUAUCGGUACCACGCCUCAGUCUCCUAAGUCGUCUCUGAGGAGAUCCGAGGAGGAUCUGAUCCACAAACACUGCGCGGACACCAUGGGGAACUCUGCGUGUGGCAAGUCAGAUUCCCUGUCAGAUUUACUCAACGGUAGCAUCAUAGGAACGGAGUGGUACUUUGCCAGCAAGUUCAUCCUGUUCGGGGGCUCCACGUCCGCCCCGUCUCUAACAGAGCUGCCGACUCUGGAGGACAAAAAGUUGACUAGCGGGCGUAGGUCAGAGGCUAAACACAACAAGUGUAAAACCACGCCCAAGAUAGUGAUUGACAAGCCGUCCGACGACGAGGAGGAGUUGACCAGCGAUGACGUCGACGUGGACGACCUGGAGGCGUAUUACAGCCGACAGCUGGUGCUGAGCGACUGGGAGGAGAUUUGUAGGGACCUGAGGGUGACAGAGUUGUGAGGGACUAGAGGGUGACAGAGUUAUGGGGGACUUUGCUAAGGAUACAUGUGAGGAUAACGG